AUGGUUACAUCAGUUGUUAAUGGCAACUGGCUUCAAUCAAUUCGAUUGAUACUUGAGGAAUGUAAACUUGCAUCAAAAGUUAAACAUAACAAUACUGAACGAGAUCGAGCUGUUGCUGAACGACUUAUUCAUGAAUCUGAUCGGCUUGAUCAAGAAGGACGAGGCACUAUUGAACGAACUUUAGCUGAUAUCAAUAAAAAAAACUUGGUAAAUAUCGAUAGUAAACUUGAUAAAAAGAAGCACUCAUAA
Rotaria socialis is the source of this 249-nucleotide messenger RNA. The record is from the annotation of a GenBank genome assembly. Lineage: Eukaryota; Metazoa; Rotifera; Eurotatoria; Philodinida; Philodinidae.